AUGGCUAAAGCAAGAAAGAAGAAGAGGACUCAUGUGCCCAACAAUGAUGGGCCUGGGAAGCCCGGGCAGGCUAACCGACGGCCCAAGAGCAUGGUCAUUCGUAUGGGCGCAGGCGACGUCGGAUCCAGCGUGACACAACUGGCGCGAGAUUUUCGAGCAGUCAUGGAGCCGGAUACCGCAAGCAGGUUAAAAGAACGACGAGCGAACAAGUUAAAAGACUACACCGCCAUGGCUGGUCCGCUGGGGGUCACACACCUCUUCCUCUUCUCGCGCUCGAAAUCCGGCAAUGUCCACCUCAGAGUCGCUCUCACGCCUCGAGGGCCGACUCUCACUUUCAGAGUCGAGCGUUAUGCUUUAUGCAAAGACAUCGCAAAAGCCCAGAAACAUCCCCGCGGUGGCGGGAAAGAAUAUUUGAAUGCGCCGUUGCUGGUCAUGAACAACUUCACCUCCCAGGCAGGCGAAGAUGCCAAGGCCGAUCCUGUCAAGAAACAGCUCGAAUCCCUCACUACCACGAUAUUCCAGUCGAUAUUUCCUCCUAUAUCCCCACAGACGACGCCUCUCAGCUCAAUACGGAGAAUUUUGCUGUUGAACCGCGAACCUCAAUCCGAUGGUACAUAUAUAAUCAACCUGCGCCACUAUGCGAUCACAACGCGCCGAACGGGCAUUUCAAAACGAGUCCGGAGAUUCGAUCCGAGCGAGCAGCGACUGCGCGAGAAGAAGUCGGGGGCGCUGCCGAACUUGGGCAAACUGGAGGACGUAGCGGAUUACAUUCUCGACCCGUCCGCCGGGGGUUAUACGUCCGCCAGCGAGACGGAGCUAGACACCGACGCCGAGAUCGAAGUCCUGGAAACCACCACGCAGCGAGUCUUGAGCCGGCGCGAGCAACAAAGGCAGCGGGAGCAGCAACAGAAACCACAGCAACAAAAGGAAGGAAAAGACAAAGAUGCGACGAUGAAAGACUCCGGGGCCACUAAUGGCGAAUCGAACGUCGAAAAACGGGCUGUGAAACUCGUGGAACUCGGCCCCCGGAUGCGUCUCCGCAUGGUGAAAGUGGAGGAAGGCAUCUGCGAGGGACGGGUCAUGUGGAACGAGUUCGUGACCAAGACCGACGCCGAGGAGAAAGCGCUGGAGGAGAAAUGGGAGAAGAAGCGCCAGGAGAAAGAGGCGCGACGAAAGGAGCAGAAGGAGAACAUUGAGAGGAAGAGGCUGGCGAAGAAGAACGCGAAGAUCAACUCGGGCCAAGGUGACGCGGAAGCCGGGGAGGAGGCGGAGGACGACGACGACGACGACGAAGAGGAGUGGAACAGCGAUGAUAUGGAGGACUGGGAUGACGACCUGGAGGACGACGCCGAGGGCGAUGGGCACGAAAACGAGAACUAA
This is a messenger RNA of Fonsecaea erecta, 1380 nucleotides long. RefSeq lists its product as hypothetical. NCBI's taxonomy places the organism in Eukaryota, Fungi, Ascomycota, Eurotiomycetes, Chaetothyriales, Herpotrichiellaceae. The coding region runs from base 1 to 1380 and encodes 459 amino acids. The transcript is spliced from 2 exons. Gene Ontology annotation, cellular component: preribosome, large subunit precursor. Gene Ontology annotation, biological process: ribosomal large subunit assembly; rRNA processing. Gene Ontology annotation, molecular function: rRNA binding. The record is from RefSeq and is a predicted model, not a curated record.